Messenger RNA from Symsagittifera roscoffensis, 1733 nucleotides. RefSeq lists its product as uncharacterized. The record is from RefSeq and is a predicted model, not a curated record. The transcript has 3 exons. Bases 94 to 1584 code for a protein of 496 amino acids. Lineage: Eukaryota; Metazoa; Xenacoelomorpha; Acoela; Convolutidae.
AUCUUCAUCUCUGCGCACUUUGUUGAAUUACCUCGCAUUUUUUCUCUUUGCAGCCAGUUUUAUUUCUGAGCUUUUUAACAAUUGAGCAAAACCAUGAGCUCAACUGAAGUUGAAUGUCCACUUAAACAUGUAGAGAUCUGGAGUCCAACCAGCAAACCCCGUAAAUGGUUGCUAAUUGCCGGCGCCAGCAACCCGCCAGAAAACAUAGUUGUAUCGGGCAGAAGACCACGCGAAGCUCCAACUGCUAGAUCGGGAAAAUAUUUGAGCGGUGUGAACUUUGACUUAGCUCAUAUGGGCCGAGCAGUAGAGACAGAGCUUCAUAACAUAGUUAGAGACUUCGAAAUGACAAAAAACGACGCUACUGAACGUAUUAGGAAGUUUUUCGAGUUUUGCUUUCGAGGCAACUUCAAGCCCAUGCUUUAUUAUACUGGUCACGGUGAAGAGGAUACAGGAAACUGGUGUUUUCAAGAUGGCACAAUAGGGAUAGAGGAGAUAUUUUCUAUGUGUCAGUCGAACAUGGAGUACCCGACAAUCAUAAGUGACGCUUGCUUCAGCGGUCAUUGGGUAAACUAUGCCCACGAGAAGUUGGUGAAAGGUUUUCAGUGUUUAUCUGCAUGUGGAGCUGAGGAGACAGCACUUGACACAGGUGAAGGUGGUGACUUCACGUGUUACCUAUGUGGAAAAGGUGGAACGCUCGAACGAAUUCCUGAAUUCAGUGGGAUUGAGGGGUGUGCCUCAAAGGAUGGAGGCUACAAGUACGAAGAACUAAUCGAGGUACUCCACUCUGUAGAAAAAGAAAACGCUUUGAGACCGAUAAAGUUGGAUAAUUGGAGGCUACCAUCUAGAAAAGAAAUGAUAUCGCAAAGCAUUCAGGGCAAAUAUCUUUACAGUAUCUUUAACAAUUCAUAUACCGACCAGUCAGUAGUGGGUAUAAGUGGUACCUGGGAACAAGUCCGCGGUGUUAUCCAGAACAGAUACAAUAACAAAAACUGCAAAGAGCGAUUUGUUUAUUCUCUUCAAGCUGAUUCAGAAACUGAUAUUUUUUAUGUUAUCAUGGUGUCAGAUUUCGGGAGUGAACAGAUAAUUGUGACAUUUGAGAACACGUAUGAUGUGGUGGCUCCCAAAGACUUCAAGAUCACCAGUUGCACUUCAGCUGGUGGGAAAUAUCAACUGGUUCUCACGAAAGGAGCAGAAUCCCAAUUGCUAAGACUCAAAUUGUGCUUGCCAAGUGGACAAGAAGUGCAAACAUUCAACAAGAAUGAAAAUAAUGCAUUUUCCUCAGGGCGCAAUAAGAAGGGUCUCACUAGUAUCUGCUACAACAAAAGUAAAAAAGAGUAUUUGGCAGUGACCGCUGAUAUUUGGAAACGGUGGUAUGCGUUUUCUGAUCCGACGAAACAAGCGGAAUACCAAUGGUUCUCUUCAUGGAAACACGCUAAGAUGGGGCUUAGUGUUUUGACGGAUGAUGCCGAUAUUAUUUUCAGUGAUCCAACGGACGGAAGUUUCUUGUGUGUUGCUAAUUAUUUUACAGUUCUUCCUAGUCUCCUAUCAACGGAGACUUGUCUGAGCUGCUACAAGCUUCAAUGAAAGUUCAAUUGCCUGUAAAAAAACUGCGAACUUCCAAUAUGACUGAAGCGCCACGCAAAAUCAUCGAUACUAAAAUUAAUCAUCGGACUGCGUUGAGUUAUCAAUCAAAUUCAAGCAUUUUUAGUCGUGAUUCGAACCAAUUUAAAAUA